CUCUAAUAUUAUUGCUCCAUCAUUUUUCUUAAAAUUUUCGUAACUUUAUUAAACGAUAUCAAUGAAAGAAGCGGAGAAAAUCUUCGAUUGCGAUAGAACUUCCGGUUCUUAUGCAUAUUAUGACUGCGUUUGUAACACUUUUGAUACUACUCAUGACUUACCAUUAUCUAAACCACCUACACCUAAAUGUCGAAGACCUAUAGGAAACUCAGGAGAAAAAAAUUGUUCACAAAAUAAUUACCACAAUUCAGAUAUGGAAAAUAACAUAUCUAGACAAUCAAAAUUAAACUCAUCUGAAAGUAAAACUGAAGAUGAUAGCACUGAUGAUGGACAAUUAAAAAAAAUUUCUGAUGAAGAUAUGAAGGAAGAUGAGAAAAGACCGUCUUCUCAUUCACAAAAUGAUAUUUUUUCAAAGAAAACGUUCUUACCUGAAAAUUCUCAGUUAUCUAUUUGCAAGUCUAUAAAGAAACAAACUACAAAUAGUUAUUGUUUAGUAACUAUCAUUAUUUCAAUUAUAGGAAUUAUAGUUGGUUUUUAUUUUCGAGAUUUGAAUAAAAAACAAACACAGCACAUAAAUCUUACUUCACAGUUUGAAUCCUUUGAAAAAAUUAAAGCAACAUUUUAUAAUCAAGAAUCAGAUACUUGGAAUGAUAUUUCAACUGCAAUAAAUGAAACAAUAUCAAGAAAUCCUGGGAAUAAACCUCAAAUUAUUCUAUUAUUUGCAAAUGAAACAAGCACAAUGGAUUGUUUAGCCACAGCAUUGGCACAUGUACUAAGCAAUGUUUUACAUAUUGAUGAUUUUCUAGAAUUAAAUCCAGAAAAUUUUGGAGAUGAUGCUGGUGAGAUCAUUGAUAAACUAAAGAAACAUUCUUCAGCAAAAAAAGUUGUGUUAAUUCGCAAUGUAUUAAAUAUCAAUGCAAAAGCAAUAAAAGCAUUACAUAAUUUGUGUGAUAAAAUAAGCCCUUUAAUUAGGGAAGCUAUUUACAUUUUUACUAUGCAAACUAACAAUUAUCAAUCAUCACAGAAAAAGUUGAAGUUUGUAGAGGAUCAGUUUUAUCAUAAACUAUCAAAAAGCAUUGAUGAAGAUAUUUUAAUGGCACUUGUAACGCGCGUUACAGAUGCAGCAAUUAUAUCCGUACAACCUGAACCACAUUUAAGAUAUUGUCAAUCUUAGUUGCGAAAAUAAUAUUCAAUAAAGGCACUUAGCGUAAAUAAUACAGUUCUGUAAAUAAUAAAAUUAGAUAUAAGUAGAGAGAACAACAAAAUUUAAUAAGAUAUGAAUUAAUACCUAGAAGAUGCAUAUUUAAUGUGUUGGAAGAUAAGGCUCCUAAAUUGUCACUAUAGCUAUGUCAGAUUAAGAUUAUCAGAAUUGAGUAAUCAUAAGAAUUUUGUUGAAUUUCUUGUUCUUGCAUUAUACAACAUAAAUUGGAUCUUUUUUCUUACACGUCACUCAUAUAUCUUAUUAAUUAAAUUCAAUAAUUUAUUUCAUACAAGAAGUAUCAUUUUUUUUUUCCUUUAAUGUCUAUUGUCCCAAUAUACUAUAGUGUCGAAUUAAGAGCCUUAAUUCUCUUUGCAUUUGCAAGAAUGCAAACUAUAUGAUAGUUAUGGCAGUCAUGAUCAAGUUUCUCCCCGAUUAUAAAUUAAAGAAAUAUAAAAUUUAUGUGUGUUAAUUUUAUUUUAUUAUGUCAAUAUUACACGAAAUAAAUUUUAUUUUUAAUGAAUCUUCCUAAUCAGAAUUUCAUAUUUCUAUGUAUUUUCAAAAAAUAUAAUGACACUGUUGUGUAUCUAGGGAGAUUUAAUAUAUAUAUAUUUCCGAAUAUAUUUUUAUUUAGCUUUAAAAUAAAAUACAAUUAGGAUUAUUUCAUGUGUAUAUUUCGAUUUUCGUAUUAAUGUGUCAGUCGGCAGUCUGUACAGUCUGGCAGUAAUUGAAUAAUGUCUAGUAUCAUAUCAUACUUACUGCCAAUUUAUAAAUCUAAACCUUUUCAUUAUAAUUUUAAUUUAAUAAAUAAAAUAAUUCGGAAUAGAUUUAGAAAAAUUACAAUGUUAUUGUUACAAGCAAGUUAUUACUACAAUUAUAAACAUAAAGAAGUAACAAAAACUUAAUUUUGUAUAAAAUGUGAUUUCAUAUAUAUAAUAAAUAAUAUAUAAAAAAAAUAUUUAUUAGGUGUUUAUUAUUUGCAAACUUGUUCUAAAAAUAAAUCAAAAUAUCUAAGCUGCGUUCCGAUAUUCACUGCCAGUGAAAAUCUAUAGUUUAUGUCAUAUAUUAUAGAUUUUAAGUACUGGCAGUGAAUAUCGGAACACAACUCUAGCACAACCCUACAUAACAUAGUAGAUAUGAAAAGAAUGAUUCACAUAUAUGAAAUAUAAAUAUUGUCAUGUAUCUGAUCUGGUGUAAUUUUUAUUUUUUAUAUAAUUUUUAUAGAAGAUUGUUAAUCCUCUAUAGGCUUUUUUUAUAAUUCUAUAUAAUCAGAAAUAUCAAGUUCAUAAAAUACCUCCUUUUCUCAAAUAUUUUUUAAAAACUAAUAAAAAAAUCAACUUAAAAUAACAUGAACAUUAACAAUUAUUUAUAUAAAUUCUAUUUUAAAUUCUUUAUCAAUUUAUAAUAUAACUCUUGGGGAAAUAUAUAUAUAUAAAUAAAAUAAAAUAUAUAUUCACGAUGCUCAUUUCAUCAUCAGAAUUUUUCAAUUUUCUUUAAGCAAUGAAAUAUAUCUUUAAACAAAAGAAAUUAGUGAUAAAUUUAUACAUAAAUACAUAUUUAAUUCAAUCUACAUGCAUUUUAAUUGACAGGAUAAUAGUAGGUUUUAUUAACACAAUUAAUGUCAAAAUAGUUAAAAGUUGUUUUAAAAUAACUACAAUAACAGAAAACUAUUUCUCUAUAAUUAAUUAAUAAAUAUUUCACAAUGUACUUAAAAGCUGUUGAUUUAAGUGAUUAAAAAUACCGAAAAAAUAUCUUUAUAUGCUUUCUCAAGUAAUAAUUUUAUAGAGGAUUUUUCUCCCACAUUUUAAUUAGAAACGGCACGCACAAUACAUGACAAUUUUUUUUUUCUAUGUCUACGUAUUACUUGAUUAGUUAUUUCAUAAAUUGGCAAUAAAUAUCUAUAGCCGCAUAAUUGGCUAAAAUGAUAAAUCAGCAAAGUUUCAAUUACUGAAUUAUAGUACAGUCAUUUUCUGUCGUAAUUCAAAUCGGUAACUGAAAGUCGAGAUGGUAUAUAUAAUUUAUAUAAUAUAAGUAUAGUAUGUCGUCAAACCUAAAUAAUAAAUAUGUUUUAUAUAUAUAUACAGUCACAGACUUUUCAUACAGAAUGUCCAAAAUUUAACAAUAAUGUGCUGUACAAAUCCAAUACUAUUUAUUUUUAUCACCUGCAUAACAAAAGGAAUGAAAAAAACGUAAUAUUAAAAAAAAUUUAAUUAUGAAACUAUAUAAUAUAUAAAAAUCAUUUAUUCAAUCAUUCAACUUUUGCAGAUGUUUAUGAUUAAGACCAACCAAUUGUGAUACUGGACAAAAAUAGAUUAAGUUUAUACAUUAGCUGAAUCAGCAUUUUCUCUUGCAUGAUUAUUAAUACAAAAGAACUAAGCAUUGUAUGUAUCUUGAUACAAACAUGCUUAUUAUAAAAUACAAUAAAUAUUUCAACCAAUUUUAAACUGAUGAAUAUUGUAUUGAUGGACAGAUGCGAUUAUUACUUUAUUUCUUAAGGGCACUCUGUAUAGAAUAGCCUUAAAAUUACGAGAUACGUAUUUACAGUAAAAAAGUUUAAUUGGUCAUGUUUCUAUCUAGUAUAAUAAGAUGAAUACCCCGUUGCGUAAUGUUGUCCGUGUUGGCUACAUAGUCGCGUACUUCAGUCAUUCAGUUAGUAUCUCGCAGGAUAUAAUGCUAGUUUUAUUUUUUCGUAAUUGUGUCAGUCAAAAGUCGGACGAGAUAUGAAUCUGCCUUGAUAAAUUGUCUCGAUCAUUUUGUCUUCACUUCUACUCUUAAGCACUAAAAUGUUUAUGCCUCAUAAACUGAACAUCUCAUACACUAAAUACAUGCAGGUAUGAGUCUAUAAAGUUCCUAUACAAAUUGUUUCAAGGUUUUAAUGCAAACAUUGUCGCAAUUUGACAUAGGUUUCAAAAACAAUAAAGAGAUUUUACAUCAUAACAUACACAGUGCAUUACAGUUUAUCCAGAAUGAGAAAAAAAAAAUCAUUAAAAUUAUACAGAUUUUACUGUUUUUAAUUCAAUGAAAAAAAAUGGAUAAUUUUGGGUUACUCUAUUAGUAUUUUUAAUACAAAUAAAUUGAAGUUUUAUGGGCAAGUAAGUAAAAUCAUGUCUUGUUGUAUCGAUUUUAGAGAUACUUUAAACCCCAUAGAACAAAUAACACUUAAUGAAAUAAGAUUCAGAAUUUAAAUAUAAUUGAUUAAAA
Cataglyphis hispanica is the source of this 4399-nucleotide messenger RNA. RefSeq lists its product as uncharacterized. Gene Ontology annotation, cellular component: membrane. Gene Ontology annotation, molecular function: ATPase activator activity. Gene Ontology annotation, biological process: membrane organization. The transcript has 3 exons. The record is from RefSeq and is a predicted model, not a curated record. The coding region runs from base 62 to 1174 and encodes 370 amino acids. NCBI's taxonomy places the organism in Eukaryota, Metazoa, Arthropoda, Insecta, Hymenoptera, Formicidae.